Messenger RNA from Ustilago hordei, 1632 nucleotides. Its product is annotated as putative Cytosol aminopeptidase. Gene Ontology annotation, molecular function: manganese ion binding; metalloaminopeptidase activity. The record is from RefSeq and is a predicted model, not a curated record. Gene Ontology annotation, biological process: proteolysis. Lineage: Eukaryota; Fungi; Basidiomycota; Ustilaginomycetes; Ustilaginales; Ustilaginaceae. Gene Ontology annotation, cellular component: cytoplasm. The transcript has a single exon. The coding region runs from base 1 to 1632 and encodes 543 amino acids.
AUGUCGUCCUCUUCCGCAAACUCGUCCAUCGCCGGUGUCGUCGUCGGUGUCGACACCACCGGCGCCUCCACCGCCAAGAACGUCGACGUCUCUGCUCAGUGGAAGGCUUCGCGUGCCUCCUCCUCGCGUGCUAACGGGCUUCGUAUCUUCUACCCAGACAACAGCUCCCCUGUCGCCGCCGUCUCGCUAGGUCACCAGAAGGCUGCCCCCACCACCACUCCUGACCUCCACCCCACCGAGAAGACCUUCCUCCGCAACGAGCAGCUCGAGCGUGUCCGCCUCGCUGCCGCCAAGGGUGUCAAAGCUAUUCGUGACCUCGGUGCCGGCCCCGAAGACAAGGGUGAUGCUCCCGUUCAGAGGACCAUCGCUCUUGACUCCAUGUCCAGCCCUCAUGCCGCUGCUGUCGGUGCUAACCUCGGUCUCUGGACUGUCAACCACUUCAAGACUCGUGGCAAGAACGCUGCCCACGGCAAGGACGCCACCGUUCAGGGUGGUAAGGAGAUCAACGUUGUCCCCGUCGACGGUGCUGCUGACGAGACCGCCAAGAAACAGCUCAAGGAUGCUGGUGACGAGAUCCCCAGCGUCGCUCCUCUCUCCUGGUAUACUGGUGAGGUCUACGCCGAGGCUCAGAAUUGGGCCCGUGAGCUCAAGGAAACCCCUGCCAACCUCAUGACCCCUACCAUCUUCGGCCAGCGUGUCACCGCCGCCUUUAAGAACGUCCCCAACACUACCGUCAUCGUUCACGACGAGGACUGGGCCCGCGAGCAGCGCAUGAACUCGUUCCUUUCCGUUGCUGCUGGUACUGACGAACCCGCCAAGUUCGUCGAGAUCAUCUACAAGGGUGCUCCUGCCAACGAGGCUCGCAGCGUCGGCUAUGUCGGUAAGGGUAUCGUUUUCGACUCGGGAGGAAUCAGCCUGAAGCCGGGUGCUGGUAUGAAGGCCAUGCGUGCCGACAUGGGUGGUGCUGCCGCUGUCGUUGCUACCACUCUUGCCAUCGCUAAGCUUGGUCUUCCUAUCAACGUCGUUUGCGCUACUCCUUUGACCGAGAACAUGCCCUCCGGUAAAGCCACCAAGCCCGGAGACAUCAUCAUUGCUCGCAACGGCCUUUCCAUUGAAGUCGACAACACGGAUGCCGAAGGUCGUCUUGUUCUCGCCGAUGCCCUCACCUAUGUAACCGAAACUUACAAGCCCCACACUCUUGUCGAUGUCGCUACUCUUACCGGCGCCUGCAUGAUUGCUGUUGGUGACGUUUACUCCGCCGCUUUCACCGAGUCCGACAGUCUUUGGAACGAGCUACGCGUCGCUGGUGAAGCCGAGAACGACCUCUUCUGGCGCUUGCCUCUUAACGAUGCCUACCUCAAGCAGAUCUCGACCUCGAAUGCGGAUCUGUGCAACACUGGUGGUCGUCUUGCUGGUGCUUCCACCGCUGCCAUCUUUUUGAAGCAGUUCGUUGUGGGUUUGGGCGAGCGUGGUGGUGCUGCUCCCAGCGUGAGGUAUGCUCACUUGGACAUCGCUGGUAGCAUGGAGGCUACUCCUACUACGACUAACGAUUACCAGCCUAAGGGCUUCACUGGUCGUCCUGUUCGUGCGCUUAUUGAGUUCGCUCGUCGUAUUGCUGCUCAGGCUAACUAA